Molecule: messenger RNA, 980 nt
Organism: Episyrphus balteatus (marmalade hoverfly)
Lineage: Eukaryota; Metazoa; Arthropoda; Insecta; Diptera; Syrphidae
Gene: Arglu1
Product: UPF0430 protein CG31712
Exons: 5
Coding region: 155-934 (259 amino acids)
Cellular component (GO): mitochondrion; nucleoplasm
Molecular function (GO): cadherin binding
Source: RefSeq, a predicted model, not a curated record
UGACAACACCUUUAAAUGACAGUUCAACAUUAACUUCUUUUCGUAGCCAUUUUUAUUUGUUUAAUAUGCUUUAAAUAAAUUUUGUCGGUUUUUAAAUGCAAAAAUUAUAAUUAAAUACAUAAACAAGACAAGAAAAAAAUUCAUAAAAAUCAAUAUGGGCAAAUCAAGAUCUAGGUCGAGAACACCAGUCAAACGACGACAUCACAAAAGUAAACACAAACGCAAGAGCAAAUCCCGAGACCGAGAUAGAUCUGAGAGAAGUUCGCAUUCUCAUAGUCGACACAGAGAUAGAAGCCGUGAAAGAAAUUCAAAUAAAAUAAACAGAAAACGCUCCUUGUCGGUUUCAUCUUCGGACAGCUAUGCAUCUAGUGCAAAUGAAAAACGUCGUCAGAGGAAAAAAGGACGUACCAAGAAGCUUGACGAGGUGGAGAGACUUGCCGAAAUGGAGCGACAAAGAAGACAGAAGGAGGCUGAGCAAAAGAUAAUAGAAGAAGAAGCAGCCAAAAGAAUAGAACUUUUAGUUAAAAAACGUGUUGAAGAGGAAUUAGAAAAGCGAAAAGAAGAAAUUGAACGAGAAGUUAUAAGACGUGUUGAAGCGGCCAAAAAAGAUAUGGAACAUGAAAUGAUGCUCGAACUGGAAAAACGAAGGGAACAAAUUCGUGAAGAAGAAAAACGACGAGAGGAAGAAGAAAAACAGAAAAGAGAUGAAUUAGAGCAGAUUCUUGCUGAAAAUAAUCGCAAAAUCGAAGAAGCUCAGCGAAAAUUGGCUGAAGAGCGAUUAGCAAUAAUUGAAGAGCAACGUCUAAUGGACGAGGAAAGACAGAAAAUGCGUAAAGAACAAGAAAAACGUGUCAAGGAAGAACAAAAAGUCAUUUUGGGAAAAAAUAACUCUCGGCCUAAAUUAUCUUUUUCAUUAAAACCUGGUGCUUCAUGAGUUUAAAUAUUUAAAUAUAAGAAAUUGUAGAUGUUUUUAGAUUUUA